UUUCCUUUGCAUCUGUCGGAGGGUGCCCCGAGCUGAAGAGCAACACAUCCUGCCCAGGGCAGAAAAGCACCGAAUUUGGAGCGACAAGAUUUCAACAGACGGGGAGAUAAGACUGGAGAUCAGCAGGGCACAAUGUCAGAUUCCCUGGUUGUGUGUGAUGUGGAUCCGGCGCUCAUCGAGAAACUAAAGAAAUUUCGUUUCCAGAAGGAGACUAACAAUACAGCUUUAAUUAUGAAAGUUGACAAAGACAGACAACUGGUGGUUCUGGAGGAGGAAUUUCAGGACAUCUCCCCCGAGCAGCUGAGUGGCGAGCUACCCGAGCGCCAGCCCCGAUUUGUUGUCUACAGCUACAGAUACGCGCAUGAGGAUGGGCGGAUCUCUUACCCGCUUUGCUUCAUCUUCUCCAGUCCAGCUGGGUGCAAGCCGGAGCAACAGAUGAUGUACGCUGGAAGCAAAAACAGGCUGGUACAGGCAGCUGAGCUCACAAAGGUCUUUGAGAUCCGGUCCACAGAAGAGCUGACAGAGCAGUGGCUCAAAGAGCGGCUGGCUUUCUUCCGUUAACCGCGGGUCGCUCGGAGAAGACCAAGUUCUCCCUUAACCCCCCCCCCCCCCCCCCCCAGCCUCUAGAGACACCACCACAGGGUGCGCAGAGCAGAAGCUGCCUCCCCAUCAGCCUUUUGCUGGUAACCAAAAUGUCUGAGAAUAAAA
Notechis scutatus (mainland tiger snake) is the source of this 708-nucleotide messenger RNA. RefSeq names its product glia maturation factor gamma (gene GMFG). The record is from RefSeq and is a predicted model, not a curated record. Gene Ontology annotation, biological process: actin filament debranching; negative regulation of Arp2/3 complex-mediated actin nucleation. Lineage: Eukaryota; Metazoa; Chordata; Lepidosauria; Squamata; Elapidae. Gene Ontology annotation, molecular function: Arp2/3 complex binding; actin binding. Gene Ontology annotation, cellular component: cortical actin cytoskeleton.